Molecule: messenger RNA, 2512 nt
Organism: Clarias gariepinus (North African catfish)
Lineage: Eukaryota; Metazoa; Chordata; Actinopteri; Siluriformes; Clariidae
Product: G-protein-signaling modulator 1
Exons: 5
Coding region: 546-1616 (356 amino acids)
Biological process (GO): regulation of inflammatory response
Molecular function (GO): protein binding; GTPase regulator activity
Source: RefSeq, a predicted model, not a curated record
UGCAUGUGUCGAGCAAGCGGGCAGCUAGUUUCAACUUGCAUGCAAGCUGUCAAGUAUGAGCAAACCAAGGCUCCGCGCUUAUAAAUCAUCACAUUCUUUCUGAAAGCCUCUCGUGAAGCCUCAGGUGGAAUCGCGCGUUAAUCACAAGUCGACCGCUGACGGGUAUUUCUCACGGAACAACGAGACUCAGGUUACUGGAGUUUUGAAACGUUGUUGACCAAGUCAAUAGGGGUGGGUUGGGGCAGAGAAAGGAAGAGGAAGAAAGUCAGAAAAAAAAAAAAGAAACGUAGCUUGAGCACGAAACUCUGAACUUCAGCAUAUCAGAUCUCAGCUGUCUAAUUAGAUACUUUUUUCGGAAGGAAAACUCGGCAGGUGUGAGUUGAAUAUGAAGCAUCUAUUUUCGUUUGGCGGCAACAGAAGAGGCCAAUGAGGGCUGCCCACGAGAUACAGGCUCGAAGACAGCGUUUUAACAUUUCAACGUCUGGAAGACGCUCAGGGUUCCUAUAUCCGCUGGAUGAUUGAGGGACGUACCAGUGGAUUCUGACAUGGACAGUGCGGAGGUCAUUGGUCACAUCCCAGCGGAGGAGCAGCUGGAGCCACUGUUCAUCCUCGAGGAAGGAGACGAGCUGGACGAUUUCACACUUAACCCUACGAGAGGGAAAGGCAUACUGAAAGUUAAGAAGGAAGAAAUGGAAGAAAGAAUUAAGGAAAGCUCGGAGGGAAGUACAGAUUCUAAAAACGUCAUGGAAGCAGGUGAAAGCAUGCACAAACAUCAAAUUAGUCAAAGGGAAGACAAAAUUCAGCAAAAAGAAGGGUUGGAAAACCAAAAUAGAAAGACGGAUGGAGUGACGGAAACCGAGGAGAACGCAGGAGUCCAAACAGGACCUGGAUUAGUGAUGAAGAAUGCCGGAGGGGAGAUGAGCGCACUAAAGGGAGACACGAAGCCUAAAGAACAGCCACUUGCUGAUACCCAGCCAGCAGUCAAACUACGACCCAGAGACCUACUCAGUCCGGACGAUGCCCAGCGAAAGAUUCGCAGAUUAUCCUCGGAUUCUCCCGACGCUCUCUACGAGCUACUUUGCGCCUUGCAAGAGGGCCGUCGACUCAAUGACCAGCGAUGCUCUUUCACACUGCAGCCACGCCGGAGGUGCCAUUCUGAGCCUGGAACCCCACGUCUAAUUCAAAAAGUUGUCUUCUCAUCUAUGACGUCACUGCAGAAGGAGGAGUUCUUCGAUCUGGUGGCCACCUCUCAGGCUCGACGGUUGGACGACCAGCGUGCUAAUUUUCAGAGCGCUUCCCCAGAAUCCAGUGUACCGGUCCCUCAGGAGUCUCGGCGUCCCUCCAGCGCCCCUGCGACUUUGUCGCAGGCCAGACCCAAAUCGAGGAGAAGCAGCUGGAAGGUCAUCGAGUUCGGCCAGACCGUUCCCAAGCCAGCGGCAAAGGAGGAGCUCUACAACAUGAUCCUAACCUCACAAGCGCAGGGUCGUUUGGAGGAGCAGCGUAGCAAAGCGCCAGGCCCAAUGGACGAUGAAGAUUUCUUCUCCCUACUGUUGAAGGUCCAAGGAGGCCGAAUGGACGAGCAGAGGACAGAGCUUCCUGUAACACUUCGGUAUUAAAAGAGACGCUGCUCAACACUUACGAAUAUAAAAAAAUCCAGAGAACAGCCUUAUUUCGGUUAGAAUUAAAAUAUGUCUUUUAGGAACUUGCUUUUUACGUCUACGAUGUUGUAAUUUAUGACGAUGUUCAAGCCUCAAGUAAAACUUGUUGGCUUUUCCAGGGGAAUUUUUUAUUAUUAUUUUUUCUUUGAGCGAUGAAACUGGAGAAUCAAACGUAGAACUUUGUUUUAUGAGAAGUUCUGAGGUCAACAACAUGGACAAAUCUUGCACGUGGUUGCAGUAGCCGUUUAAAUUUGCUGAUGGUUUUAGUGUUGGUGUUUGUGUCAGGGAGGCGAUUAGAGAUUAGAGGAACAGAGAGUGCAAAGUUUUAGAAGUGUGUAUGGUGUAAAAGAGCUGAAAAAGAGCUGAAAAACUAUGGGGUAUAUAUAAGAAGUAGGGAAGGACACUGGAUCGUUUUCAAAAAUAGUAAUAUUGAUAUUACAUGAUAUAACAAUUCGUAUGUAACAGUAAAAUUGCUGGUAUUCUUACAGUCUUAGAGUUUUUUUUAAUAUAUUUUUUUAUAAUAAUUAAGCACACUUAAAUGUGCAUAUGUAAUGCAACAAACUAUAUCCAGUAUUCUGAUGGUCUCAGAAUGUCAAUAAGGGACAAUCUUAAGAGAAAGACUUUUACAGAAAAGUUUGUUGUACUUUAUUUUGUAAUAAUGUGCCGAGAAAGCACAAGAAAUUAUUAUAUGUUGUGAAUAGAUUUUAUAUCAUUUUCAGUGUAAAAUCUAAUGUAAAUGUAACAAGGAUAAAAAUAUUUCCGGGAUAUUCUUCUGCGAUGAGGUUCACAUGAGAAAGUAUUGAAAGUACUGUGCAAAAGUCUAAGCACCCUGUUUUUAAAAAAUAUAAAAAAAA